This is a messenger RNA of Puccinia graminis f. sp. tritici CRL 75-36-700-3, 1233 nucleotides long. RefSeq lists its product as uncharacterized. The record is from RefSeq and is a predicted model, not a curated record. The transcript has 2 exons. NCBI's taxonomy places the organism in Eukaryota, Fungi, Basidiomycota, Pucciniomycetes, Pucciniales, Pucciniaceae. Bases 1 to 1233 code for a protein of 410 amino acids.
AUGUGGUUCCAGGUGAUUGUGGGGGGGGGUCCUCCAGAUCAGGUAAACCCUUUUGGUCCCCCCCCGAAUCGAGUGGGUAAAACUCGUCGGAAGUUCCAGACUCUCCCAGGUCUUGUGCUUCUGAUCAGAAGUCCAGGAGUUUUUGGCGGGUCGGGGGCUUCAAAUAAGAACCCCCAGAAGGAUUUUUUUAGCGGGGUUUUUUUUCCUGGAGUUUGCGACCUGCGCGAGCUCCUGGGACCUGGAAAACCUACCUUGAAACCCCCUACUCAUCAGACCGGCACUCUUCCUGGGAUCUCGGAGACGGGUGAUCAACCUGGGUCGGCCACACCCGCCAAGCUUCCAUCAUGUAGCCCUGCGGACAGGGCGGGGAUUCAAGCGGUCGUUUCACGAGGGCCAAACCCCACCAUCGCCACUCACGUAAGAUAUUGUGUCUACGCUAACGUUCAAAAGGAACACAACCCAGACCUUUUUGUCUAUAAGUGCCUCACAAACAGAGGGCCACUUCCCCCAAUCAAUCUGGACUAUACCGGCUUGUCACUGUCAACGAUGAAGGUGCUCGUAUUCGAUCAUCUCCGCAACAAAAGCCCCUCCAAGUAUCCAAUUGACAUGGCUGCUAUUCAAGCCAAGCGGGGGUUAGUACUCAAAUGGUAUUACUCUGUAGUUGAGCCGAAAGAUGUGGCCAAUGAGGCCACUGCCAGUCCAAACUCCAUUUGGACUUACCACAAUUUUGUACCAGCAGCUGUGACCUUGUCGCCCAAUGCUAAAGUCACGAUGUACCUCAAUGUCCCGGAGGACACUAUUCAAUUCCGACCUUGUGCUAUAGUGACCUUGGUGGUCAAGGAUUCUUUGCCUGAAACCCUUUAUGGCGUGGUUGUAACUGAUGAGCCGGCGGGUUGUGGUCAAGAUGAGGGGAGGUUAAUUGUACCCAAGCGUCACCUUGCACAAGACAACCUUCCGACUCCAAAGCGGCCGAACGUUCAUUUUUCGCAAUCCGGCCUGCCUUCUGGAAACCCAACAUUUCUAACGAUGAACAAGUUUCUUGCCUUGUGUGAGAUUCCUUUGACGUACCAACCUGUGCAAGAUAUCAUUGCCAAGCAUGAUAUCUUCAACUGGUCAUCUUUUCAAGGUGUCUCCUCUGAUGACUUGCAGAACCUAGGAUUGAAGUGGGGCACAGCCCAGGCCAUCUUGGUUGGGGUAAAGAAGGCCUCAUUGCUUUCUGAACCUCAAUUGUAG